ACUGAAUCAUCAAGGCAUAAAAUACUAUUGUUUAGUGAGCAAAGGGAGGGCUUUCACUGCGAUCCACUGUGAGCUAUAAAUAUGUUUGUGGAAAUACUGAGACACUCUAUCUCAGGCUGUUCGACAGCUGUUUUAUGAAUGGACGGCUCAUUCAGUGUGAAAAGGUGUACUUGGAUUGUUUAUCCCGUGAACCAGUUUGACACCAUUCAGGUCUGGAGAGGAGAUCCCAUCUGUUGGUUGAACCUCAGAUUCAGGAGGAACAGCCAGUCUGCAUGUGCUCUGUGAAUUUGGAGAAAGCAUUGGAUCAUGUCCCACGUACUUUGGGUGGGUGCUGGACUUUGCUGGGGCUGCCCUUAGUCAUCAGUUACGCUCAUGAUUUUUAUGGAUGGAAUUUCUUGGCACAGCCAUGGAGUGAAGGGUUUCCGGCUCAGUGGUCUCAGGAUCUUGUAGAUGAUGUGGCUCUGUUGACUUCAUUGGGCAGUGACUUCCAGGUUGUACCGAAAGUGGGAUGAUAGUACCUCCAAGUGUGUGGCUGGUGGAAAAGGGUGGAGUGCCCACUUCGGGUUGGGAAUGAGUUGCUACCUGAAGUGGGGAAGUUUAUGUGUCUCGACUUGAGUGAGGGAAGCAGAGACUGACAGACAGACCGGUGCAGCUGCUGUGUUGCUGAUGCUGCACAGUUCUGUUGUGGUGAACCUGCUGAUUUACUGGUCGCUGUGGGGAGUGACCAGAACCCCCGGCUGAUGGCAGAUGACUGCCCCUCCCUGAGCCUGGUUCUUAAAAGGGAGUUUUUCCUUCCCACUGUCACGUACAAGUACAUCAGAAGGACCCAGUUGAGGUGGUUUGGGGAUCUGGUCCGGAUGCCUCCUGGAUGCUUCCUAGGUGAGAUGUUUUGGGCAUGUCCAACUGGGAGGAGGUCCUGGGGCAGACCUGAGGACAGUUCAAAACAAGUGUCAACAUGAAAAAAACUAAUCCUCCUCCCCCUGUGGUGGCCUGGCGGCAUCAUGGCAUCUCGGCUGCUGGACCGCCUGAAGCGCUCGCUGUUUAAAGAUGGUCAGGGGUUGGGACCUGCGCAGGAAGAGAGUGGUGGACAGGAAGAAGAGGAGUUUAACGAGGAUCGCUGGGAGGCAGAGCUGGCGGAGGAUGAGGAGUGUGUGACGGAUCGGCUCGGAGGGACACUGUGUUUCGAGGGGGGAGUCGGAGGGCUGGAGGACGGAGCUGAGGGCGAGGGGUCGGGGCAGGACAGCGACUCUGACUUCCUGGGAGAAUCGAUGGAGGACGGCCCCAGCAGCACAGACACCAGUCCUGUGGGUGUUUCCCCAGUCGGCCACUCCUCCUCUUCCUCCUCCUCCCUGCUGACUCGGCAGCUUCAGGAGAGCUGGAGGAGCCUGCGCGGACUCAGCGGAGGUAGCCCCGCCCCCUCCGUGAGACGGCAGACGGACAGCUUGCUGUUCGAGGUGACCGAUGCCAGCGUGGUGCAGGACGGCUCCUCAAAAUAUGUGCUGUACACAAUCCACGUGAUCCAGUCUGGCGGCAGCGAUAAGACUCCUGCCAUCAUCACGCGCCGGUACUCUGACUUCCAACGCCUCCACGCCACUCUCCGCCGUAACCACGGCGAGCACAUGGAGCGUGUCUGUUUCCCACGAAAAAAACUGAGGAGGAAUUUCACCGCGGAGACGAUCGCUAAGCGGAGCCGGGCGUUUGAACAGUACCUGUCUCACCUGUGUUCUCUGCAAGCCCUGCGGGGGGCGCUGUGUGUCCGUCAGUUCUUCUACUUUACUGACCUGCAGACUGGACAGCUGCUUAUCAGGGCGGGACGUUACCAGGAGGCCUUGGGUCCACUGCUCAACGCCAAGAGACUGCAACACAAACUGGGCUGGGCAAGUUACUAUGACAACCAGGCUCAGGCCCCUCCUCCAACCUCCUCCCAUUGGUUCUUCACCCUGGUGGGACUGUUGUGCUGUUUCCAGGAGGUGGACCAGCUGGAGGAGGCUCGCGAUCACUGUGACCACGCCCUGCGUGUUCUGACCCCCACCGAAACUCAGACUAACACAGAAGAUAAGCCCCUCCCACCGGACAAUGAGCCCCUCCAACAGACCAACCUAUCACGUCUUCACAUCGACAGGCCACACCCCCUGCUGUUGCCGCUGUUACGAGUGAUGGUUCGGCUAUCGUGGCAGACGGGGAGAGACAAGCGACAGUGGGAGGAGCUUCUGCAGCAUCUGGAGGAGCGGUGGGUGGGGCUAGACAAUCAUCCAACCAUCAAAGAGUUUCUGGUCAAACACAACCUGCAGGACAGCGGGGGCGAGGGCUAGAAGCUGGUAUGGGACGACCCGAGCGUUAGAGCCACUGCAGGGGAAACAGAGCAGAGAUUUUCAAAAUAAUAGCUGAAUGUUUUGAAAAAAGUUUUGUAGUAAUAAAAUUAUUGUUUUAGAAAUAUAUUGCAAUAAUAAAGUCAAUAUUUUCAGGAGCAAAAUAUAAUUUAGAGAAAAAAGCCAAGUAGAGUCAAAAAUAAUAUUUUAAGAAAAGGUUUAAAUUCUAUGAUUUUCUAUCAUUUAUUGCAGGAACAGAGUUAUGAAAGGGAAACUAGUUUCACGAAUGAAACGUGCUGUGAAGUUUAAUGCGGGGGUCUGUGGGAGGGACUCACCUGUGGAGGCAGUGAGAGGACCUGCAGCUGUUGCCGCUUUCACUGUUCGGCCUCAUAGCUGCUGCUCGGUUUCAGGACAGAAAUAAAAAAAGAUCAUGUGUAGAAAAAAACUACUUUUAAAAAAGGGAUAUUAAUGUAAUUAAUGCAAGAACAGGCGCAGAAGCACGAUUACAAAAAUGUUUAAUGAAUGAACUGAGUAGACUGAAUGACAUAUUUAGGUUUUAGCUGACAGUUGACUGAAGUGUUGGACUUCAGUGUGACCCGGUCUGAAACCUGAAACCCGGCCAGUUCAGGAUCUCAGUUUUUCUUCCCUCUAACAGAGGCUGUAAUUCUCUGCGUACCUGAGCAUCAGCCAGCGGUUCAGUCCUACUUUCAAAGCCUUGAACUCGUUCAGCUCUGAUGCUUCAGAUCAGGAGGGUUUUAUUCUUACCUGUGGCUCCUCACAGUAUUCCUAAAAAGAUCAUCUGUUAUUCUGCUUUAAAUCAAUUAACUCGCACGGACAUUUCGCUGAAAUGUGGGGAGUACAGAUCAGGAACAAAGCUUCAAGAAGCAGAGGAAACACAGGGUUCAUAAAUCUGUGACUGAGGAGAAAACUGUAGUUUUAAAAAUCCUCUGAAUUCCUACUAAAGGUUUACUGCUAUUUAACAGUAUUACAUGUUGAAAGCAUUUAAAAGGGAACAUCCGGCGUGGGAUGCAGAGACUCCGUUAUUAAAGACUCGUAUGCCUUGAAUCUUCUGGACGAUGCAAUCACAAGCCUCACAUAACAGGUCAAAGGUGCUCUGUGGAGUUUUACACACUAGAAGUUAUAAAACUUUAAACAUUUCUCACCAAAAGACUGAUUGCAUUGUAACACAGUGUGCUGUCGUCACUGUGAUUAAUAUAAUUUGAUUGAGCGGUGUCUGCCUGCUCCACUCGGUGCAUCACGGCGAGGCUGAGAGCAGAGAGAGGAGAAACGAUCACGUGCAGAUCACACAGGACAGGCAGGAACGCCACAGAGCAGCUUUAAAGGCGGUUAAUGUGAGCUGGAGCUCAGUUCAGCAGUGAGACAAUCCCGACUCGCAGUGAUGCUGAUCUGUUUCUGUAUGUGAGGCUGCACCUUUUUAAAGCUCUCAUCACUGUGUUUGUGUAUUAUUUACAUCUUUGUGACAAAGAGUUCAUUUCAAACCUGAGGAGCAAAGCGACUGAGCUGCACGAGUUCGACUCUACACCUGCACCGUUUCCACCUGCGUCACAUAUUCAGCAGUUAAAGAGGCAUUAAAUGAGAAACGCUGUUUAUCCACAGGAGCAGCAAACACUCUCCUCCUGCUGCACAGCACACCCCACACAGCACUCAGUGCUUCACAGUCACUCAAGGUAAAAUCUGCAGCCAUAAACUGCGUGUUUUUACGUGGAUGCGGUUACUGUGGAGACUGGCUCGAGUGGAUGGCUACAGGAGGGACAAAAAUAGAUGCGAGGGGCUGGAUUUACAUCAGCAGGAAAAAUGUCAGGCAGAACUGAUGGAUAGAGAGGAAAACAAGUGAUUAAUAAUGAGGGACUGAGCAAAGUUCUCAGCACGGUGAUGGAUUUCAGAGAGAAACGGAGCAGCGCAGUGAUUUUGGGAUUGAAGGGUAGACACUAUGCACACGUCCAGAUUUAUGCACUUACUGUGCUCACGUCAUCAUGUAGAAAAGCUACUGAUUUUUCAAAUGUCCUCCAUUCAGUGGCAUGACUGUGGAGCUGCUGCAUGAGCACUAUACACGUUCAGUAUUAUGCAGAGUUAUCUUAUAUUCAGCCUUGCUGCUUCUUACUUUCAGUCUCUGAUGUUAUCUGCUAAAUGCCUGUAUCUGUGUAGCACUUCCUGCCAUCCCUGUGAUCAGUGGAUGAGCACCUCCACCUCUUCAGCUCCCUUUAUACUGAAAGUAGAGGCAGAGGCCCCCAGAGGGGCAGAGUGUAUACCGGAGACAUUAUGCUGGUGAGUGCACACAGUUUGUCGCUCAGUGACAGCCGUGUCAGCUGUGACCGUGACGUAGAAGCUGUCAAACCUGCUGCCUAACCUCGUCUGGUUUCAUGCAGAUACACGAAGGUAACCACAGGGGAUCAAAGUGGAUCGAUGCGUUCUCAUCCCGACUGUUACGUACUCCUGUCAGAUGAUGCUGGUGUCACAGAAAUAUGCACAAGGUGUCCUUUGGUAUCAGCGCCUCCUUUUGAAACUAGGUGGUGCCGCUGGCAGCUGAUGUACUCUUUGAUUAAACAUGACAGUAAGAAAAAAAGGGUUUGCAUGAUGUGAGCGCCUCAGAGUUUUCCUCUCUGCUGGUCUAACAGCUGAUCGCUUUGGACGCCGUCUCAGUGAAAUGUCAUUUUUCUGUGGAGCAUAUUUUCCUCUCCUGUGGCCCCUCUGAGCCUCUGCAGCUCUUCAUUUCAUACCCACAAGGCUUAAAUUUACUACCAGCUGCCUGUUAAUAACAGAGAUGAUUUUAUUUACCUUAUAAAGCCCGUCUGUGCAAAAAAUAUGAAACUCCAUCACCAGGAGCACCACAGAUUUUGGACAGAAAGUCUGAACUUUGUGUUUUAUAACCCGAGUACAGUUUACAGAGUGCAGUAUGAGCAAAGACUGCUGUGGAAGUUAAAAAACAUCAUCUGAGCUGUUAAGUGUAUAAAAUGUGAAAAUCUGCAGUUACAGAUUUUACAGACCUGAGUCUGAAACGUGUCCACUUUUCUAAGUGAGCUUGUGCUUGAAGUCAGUUAUAGCUUUGACUUUAGGGGUGUUAUUUGGGCUAAAGCUUUACUUCAGAGAUGUUUGUAGUGGUUCGAAAAUGCAGUUUGGGGUUUGAUGUGUCACAUGUGAUGUUUUCAGUGUCUUCUUCCUCCUUCUUCACGCAAGUGCAACAACACAGGCAGAAAUCUUGUGCUCAUGUGUGCAGAGGUGACCUGCUGGGAAUGUGAGCGCACACCCUACAUGCUAAAGUAGCCCGGCUGCCUUAAUCUUGGACACUUGCUGCUUAUUCUUUCUACAUAAAUUCAUAAAUAUUUUCCUCACAUAUAAGUUUAUUUUAUGAAAACAUUUGUUACAAGCUGCCGAUCACACCAUUGUUUCCCUUCAUGUUUGCAUCUUUGCAGAUACUAAGAUGAGAGCUGUGACGAUCACGUGGCAACUUUGUUACAGUAAAAUGUGAAGGUGAAUAUCAGACAUUUGGGAGUUGUAUAAAAUUAUAAUAAAGAUUUUUUAUUAUA
Messenger RNA from Archocentrus centrarchus (flier cichlid), 5854 nucleotides. It is a transcript of the gene snx21, whose product is annotated as sorting nexin family member 21. Gene Ontology annotation, molecular function: phosphatidylinositol phosphate binding. Gene Ontology annotation, biological process: protein transport. Bases 1002 to 2312 code for a protein of 436 amino acids. Gene Ontology annotation, cellular component: early endosome membrane. The transcript is spliced from 6 exons. NCBI's taxonomy places the organism in Eukaryota, Metazoa, Chordata, Actinopteri, Cichliformes, Cichlidae. The record is from RefSeq and is a predicted model, not a curated record.